AGCAGAGAAUGUGGACAAGAAAAUCGUUGUCUCUUUGUAAGAAUCUUACAUUUUUACAAAGCAGAGCACUGCAUGUAAAUGGAUUCUUAUUAGGGAAAAAAGAGGCUAAAGCUGCUGGAAAGAAAGACAAAUUUCUGGAUGCAGAAAGAGACCCAGAAAAACUGUGUAAAUUUGUUUGUGGUGCUAAUAUAAUGAAAAAUGGACAAGACCCCGAAAUAAAACCAGACAGUGAGUACCCAGACUGGCUGUGGAAUCUAAAAUUAGAAAGGGGACCUUAUGAACGUGAGCCCGACACCUUCAAAUAUUGGAGGCUUGUUCGCCGAAAAACCCUGCAGCAAAUGAACAAAGAGAGGAAGAAAGUGGCAUAGAACUUCAUUUGUUUUUAACAGUGUAAUACAUAUGAUUUUUUUCUGUUUCAAUGUGUAAGUUUUUCUUUUGUAAUAAAUCAUGAAGCAAUUUUAAAGUCAAAA
Molecule: messenger RNA, 470 nt
Organism: Magallana angulata
Lineage: Eukaryota; Metazoa; Mollusca; Bivalvia; Ostreida; Ostreidae
Product: 39S ribosomal protein L54, mitochondrial-like
Exons: 3
Coding region: 9-368 (119 amino acids)
Cellular component (GO): mitochondrial large ribosomal subunit
Molecular function (GO): structural constituent of ribosome
Source: RefSeq, a predicted model, not a curated record